CGGCCCCUCUUAGCACAGCCUAUAUGAGAGAGAUCCAGCUGUAAGGAUAGCCCAGUCAGCCAUGGAGCCAGCUGCCUUACAGAUGUGGAGAUGGCUAGCGUUUGCUUGCUUCAGCUGGACAUGUUUGGGCCAGGUUGCUUCAGUACCGUACUACAUAGUGACCAUCCCAGCAGUGCUGGAGGCCGGGGCUGGAAGCAGGUUCUGCCUGAGUCUGCUCAGGCCAAAUGAGACGCUGCAGAUGACUGUCACUCUGAUGUCCGAGGACGAGAACAUUACGCUGUUUCAGCAAACCUCCGAUAAACAGUUUCGCCAAUGCAUUCUUUUCAAGGUUCCAAAAGUGCAGAAUUCUGUACAGGAAUUGGAGGUUAUUCUUCAAGGCCAAGACUUUGUAAUGAAAGAAGUGAGGAAAGUGAUGAUCAAAUCUUACAACCCACAGACGUUCAUCCAAACGGAUAAACCCAUCUACCUCCCAGGACAAACUGUACAUUUCAGAGUGAUAACCCUUGACAGCAAACUCAGAUCAGUCAACGAGCUGUACAAGAACAUUUUAAUCAAGUAUGGCACAAACCGGAUUGGACAGUGGUUGAAUCAGGCACCGAACGGAACAUUACUGCAGCUUUCUUACAAAUUGAACUCUGAGGCACCUGUUGGAACAUACCGGAUUGAGUUGUGGAAUGUGGACGACGAAGUCCAAUUUUCACAAAGCUUUGAGGUGGAGAAAUAUGUACUGCCAAAGUUUGACGUGAAGGUGACGGCGCCUAAAGAAAUAAGUGUUGCUCAAGAGGACAUAACAGCAGAAGUGUGCUCAACCUACACAUACAAACAACCUGUGCCAGGCACCGCUUCGAUGCAUAUCUGCCGACCUCUGGAUCAUUAUGUCAUGAUUCCAGUGAGGUUAUCGCCCAACCACCCAGAGGGAGAACCUGAGUUUGUUGUCCCUUGCCACAAAGAGACUAAACAGCUUGACAAGACUGGCUGUGCAACAUUUAACUUCAACAUGGCACUUUUUACACGUGUAGAAAAGUUGGUAAGGACUGAACUUUCUGUCACCGCGGAAGUGGAAGAGGAAGGGACAGGACUCAAUUACUUGGGGAGUGAAACAAUUCAACUUUCAUACGUGAUUGGAAAACUUUCAUUUGUUGAUACGCCCGAGGUUUAUAAGAAAGGAUCGGUUGUGGAAGGCAAGGUGAAGGCAGUAUACUUCAACAACACGCCCAUCCCAGACAUGUUGCUCCAUCUGUUUGAGGGUGAGAGGUGGUCAGAGAAAAUGCUAAGUCAAAACCUCACCACAGAUAGUGAUGGUAUUGCCAGUUUUUUAUUUGACACAUCCAGAUAUCCAGCCGACUUCCAAUUUACAGUGUCUGCGCUGCCCAUAUACCAAGAGUACCAAGGGUACAGAACUCCUCACUACGAAGACGGCGAACACACCUUCAUGCUGUUCAGGCUCAAAACAAAGGACACUCCAACCAUCAGCUCCCUGGAGGUGAAGAAGAGGGAGACCAAGCUUGUCUGCAACGUGGAGGAACUCAUCAAUGUCCGCUUCGCUUUUGUUGGGGAGGCCCCGGGCCCCGUGGAUAUAAUGUAUCUGAUCUUGGCCCGAGGAGCCAUAUCCAGACAAGGACUCAUGAAGGUUGAAGUUCUGGAUGAACCUGUGACCAAGGGGGAAGUCUCCAUCAAGUUGGAAGUGUCUCCCGACAUGGCGCCAUUGGUCCAGGUGGUUGUGUACGCUGGCCUUCCCAGUGAGAACGUCAUUGCCCACAAAGCUGAUUUCGACACAGAGAAAUGCUUCGCUACCAAGGUCUCGCUGGAGUUUUCUCCCAGUACAGCCGUCCCAGGCGAAGAGAACAGACUGCAGCUGAGAGCCAACCCAGGCUCCCUGUGUGGCAUCACUGCGGUGGAUCAGAGUGUCCUUAUCAAGGAGCCCGGGAAGAAGCUGACUGCUGACAAGAUUUUUAACUUGUUGCCAGUCCAGAGAGCAAGCAUGUAUCCAUAUGAAGUCAAUGAUCCUGAGGCUUGUUUGAGGGUGAGAUCCAAAAGAUCUAUCCUACCAUACCCAGUCCAUGAUGACAGCAACGCGUACUCAGUAUUUGAGGGAGUGGGGCUGAAGAUGUUGACAAAUUUGGUUCUCAAAUCACCUUCCUGUGUCACGUACAAUGGUGUAAACUACUACCAUCAACGCAUGGUAACUUAUAGGUUGAACAGUUACCCAAUGGCAGUUGCGAUGAACAGAAUGGAUGCUCAUGGAGGUUCUCACCCUCAACCUCAAAUCAUAGAGACUGUCCGCACCUUCUUCCCUGAAACAUGGUUGUGGGACAUAGUGGAAGUGGGAAAGUCAGGUCUGGAGGAGGUGCACGUAACCGUCCCGGACACCAUCACCACCUGGGAGACUGAGGCUUUCUGCCUGUCAGAGCAGGGUUUUGGCCUGGCCUCGCCCAAAGAGCUGGUCGUCUUCCAGCCCUUCUUCCUGGAUCUCAGCCUCCCCUACUCCAUCAUCCGAGGGGAGAACCUGGAGCUGAAGGCGACCGUCUUCAACUACCAAAGCAGCUGUAUAAUGGUGAGCAUGAGCCCCUUAAUCUCUUCAGACUACACUCUCACACCACUCGCCGGGGCCCAGCAAGCCUCCUGUCUAUGUGCCAAGGGCCGCAGGACUCACAGUUGGAAACUGACCCCAACAGCCCUUGGGCCUGUGAAUGUGACCAUGAUUGCAGAGGCAGUGAGUUCCCACACCUCGUGUGACAACGAGAUUGUGAACGUACCCGAGAGAGGCCGCAUCGACGUGGUCACGCGUUCUCUCAUCGUGAAGGCUGAGGGAACGGAGCAGACUAAGACACACAACAUCUUGCUCUGUCCAAAAGGAGAGAGUCUUCAGGAGAAGGUGGAGCUCAGCCUACCUGAGGAUAUGAUCCAAGGAUCUGCCAGAGCUUCAGUUUCAGUCCUGGGUGACAUCUUGGGCCGAGCCCUCAAGAACCUAGACGGUCUGCUGAGCAUGCCUUAUGGAUGUGGAGAGCAGAACAUGGCUCUACUCGCCCCCAAUAUUUACAUCCUGGAGUACCUGACCAACACACAGCAAAUCACCUCAAAGAUUAAAGCCAGGGCCACUAACUUCUUGACCAGUGGCUACCAGAGGCAGCUGAACUACAAGCAUUCAGAUGGAGCUUACAGCACCUUUGGAACUGGAUCUGGGAAUACCUGGCUCACAGCAUUUGUGCUGAGAUCCUUCGUCAAAGCAAAGUCUUUCAUCUACAUUGACCCAACCAUCUUAGCGGACGCUAAGUCUUGGUUGGAGAGCAAACAACAAGACAACGGCUGCUUCCAAAAGUUGGGCAGUCUGUUCAACAACAGAAUGAAGGGAGGCGUCUCAGACGAAGUCACUCUCUCUGCGUAUGUGACGGCCGCUUUGUUGGAGACCAAUAUGUCUGUUUCUGAUCCACAAAUAAACAAAAGCAUGUCUUGCCUGAGGCAAAGCCUGGGUGAUAAAAGCAACACGUACGCCACGUCUCUGCUGGCUUACGUCUUCACCCUGGCUGGAGACAUGGAGGCACGGACUUUGCUGCUGGAGCACCUGGACAAGGUGGCCACACAGGAAGGGGGAAACCUCUACUGGUCUCAGAGGUCUGAGAAGUCAAUGUCCCUCUCCGUGGAGAUCAGCUCCUACGUGCUGCUGGCCACUCUCAGCGCCACCCCCACCACUGCUGACCUGGGCUACGCCUCCCGCAUCGUCAGGUGGCUCACUAGCCAGCAGAACUCCUACGGAGGCUUCUCCUCCACACAGGACACGGUGGUAGCUCUUCAGGCCCUCGCUCUUUACUCUACACUGGUGUUCAGCCCAGAAGGCUCCAGCACUGUGGACGUCCAGCUCCCCAGCGGCCAGAUGACCUUUGAGGUGAACCAGGACAACAAACUGCUUUACCAGGAGAGGUCGAUGAAGGACGUGACGGGAAAAUACAGUGUGGUGGUGAAAGGCACUGCUUGUGCCUCCAUGCAGUUGUCUCUUCACUACAAUAUUCCAACGCCAAGAGAUGAAUCGAGUUUCAGGAUCAAGGUGACACCCGACUCUGAAUGCAGCACCAACCAGCUGAGGCCUAAGGUCACCCUUAGGCUAGAGUCCAAAUAUGUGGGAAAGGAGGAUUCCACCAACAUGGUGAUGGUGGAUAUUAAAUUACUGUCUGGAUUUGUUCCUGAGCCAGAGUCUUUGAGAAAGCUCAAGUCUGCACUGCUGGUGGAUCGCGUUGAACAUAACGACGAUCACGUCAUCAUUUACUUGAAACCGUUUUUUGCGGUUGAUGUGCCCAUCAACCACUUUUUAGACAUCUUGCAGGACAUUGAAGUGGAGAACCUGAAGCCUGCUGUGGUCAAGAUCUACGAUUACUACCAGCAAAGUGACCAGGCUGAGACAGAAUAUAAUGACCCUUGUAAUAAAAAGUUGAGGAUUGCAGAUGAAUAAGCAGAUAUUCAACACUUAACCCAAGCUUUCAACAAUGCAAAAACUCAACCAUUUUGUUCAAAGUAUAUUGGUCGAUAUAUUACUACUCAUUGUUUGUUAUGUGGUAUUAUUGGUGGUUUUAUGUCACAAAAUAAAAUACUUUGUUGCAUUUAAAA
Molecule: messenger RNA, 4599 nt
Organism: Gadus morhua (Atlantic cod)
Lineage: Eukaryota; Metazoa; Chordata; Actinopteri; Gadiformes; Gadidae
Product: alpha-2-macroglobulin
Exons: 36
Coding region: 62-4444 (1460 amino acids)
Cellular component (GO): extracellular region
Molecular function (GO): endopeptidase inhibitor activity
Source: RefSeq, a predicted model, not a curated record